AUGACCAAAUUUUUUUCUGAAGAGAGCGUACUUCGUCGUAUUACCAGAUCUCUUGCUAAUUCAAGUCAGCAAGCAAAUCAAGAAAUUGGUGAAAACGUUCCUGAUCAUUUAAGAUACUUUUAUCGAAGUAGACAAAUAAAUAUGAACAAUGCUAUUGAUAAUACUAUUGAUGAUUAUGAAUCCAUGGAUAUUGAUGAACCAGAACAAAUGGAAAUAUCUUCUGAAAUUAUGAGUAGAGAUAAUGCAGAUACUGAAUCCAAUAUAAUGAGUAUAGACCAACCUCUUGAUGUGGAACUUAAUUCAGAUGGAAUCGAGAUCGAACAUGAUAUUCAUUAUGAUGGGGAAGAGAAUGACAGUGAUACGGACGAUAUUCAUGAAUCAAUUCACGAAAAUGAACCACAGAUUAUACAUCCAAAUAGUUUCUUACCUUCCGACAUUAAAGAGGUUUUAAAAUCAAUAUCUCGAACGGAUUGUAACAGCGAACAAUUGGCCAGGCUCGCAAAUUUUUUCUUAUUACUUGAUAGACCUAUGCUUAGUAACUGGAACCUCGAUUUAUUAGUACAGAAGCUGUUGGAAGUAGUUCAAAAAACCACAAGUAAUGAUUCCAUGCCUUCAAUUGAAGCUUUAAUGUUACAACAAUUUGAACCGGAUAUUCUACGUCAACUUUUGGAACGGGAUGUGUUUCAAGGUACAGGAAAUGAUCCAAAUGUUAUAACAAUGGCAAGCCGAUGUUUGGGAAAUUUGGUGAUGACCUUGGGUGACAACUCUGAGCUUAUGAUUGGCCGUGCUAUAAGAGAGGAUGCUAUUCCCUUGUUAUGUAAUAUUUUAACGGAGGGGCCACGUACUUAUGAUUCGGAACAUUUAAAAGACAUAAUAUUGGCAUUGUAUAAUUUUUCAAAGCCAACUUUUAUCGAUUGUACAGAAAGUAUAGUCAAGAAAAAUGUUUUCAAAAAUAUCAUGGAAAGUAUCAUGCCUUUUUUAAUUGAUGAGGAUCGGGUUUUGCCUUUGAAAUUACUAGCAAAUUGCACUUGUAAGGCUCCUCGUCGUUAUAUUAAAAAAUUGCUGGCUGAGGUUUUCAAUACAGUUGACUUUCAGGGGUUCUUUGCUGAUCACGAAAUGCCCGAGGUUACAAAAUGGUGUUGUAUUAGUUUAUGUUCUUUAAUAAGUCGAUAUCGUGGGGAUGUUGAAUCUUUACUGGUAUUCUCAAAUCCGGAUGUGAUUAAGAAUAUUACUUAUCGUAUGAAACAAUUCGAUGAAUAUAAUCAAUUGAGAAUUUGGAAAAUGUUCAAUACUUUAAUAAAUAAAUCGCGUAGAAUAACAAACUUACUUAUUGAAAAUGGAGUCGUUAAGGCCUUGUUUGAUGUAUUAUCAAGGAAAAGCAUCAACAAUCCCGAGAAAGAUCAAAAUGAGAAUGAAUUGAUUGGGGAGAUAGUGACUGAGGUCAAUACAAAACUUCGCUAUAGAUAUGUGAACUUGGAACCAAUAAAGCUUUAUAUGCAAGUCUGUCAUUUUAUUUUGUCAUUAUUUCCUGAAGUACCGGAACCAGGAAUGUUACAUCUUAUGGUUUCGGAUGGUAAAAUUAGUCAUAAAUGGACUUCAAAAGUAGAUUGGUUGACAGAGACUGUUCAUAAUAACGACGCGAAUAAUGAAGAAAUGAAGGUUGAUUGCGGUAUUACUUCUCAGCCAAUAUUGAAUAAGCAAGCAAAGCUUUUUGCAAAUAUAAUAAUACCAUCAUUAUUUAAGUCAUAUCGCGCUUCGGAAUGUUGGGAAUUGCGUAAAUUGAUUAUGAUGAGUGUAUUAGCAUUCGUGAUAUAUUAUCCUGAAGAUCUUAUAUGUAAAAUUUUUGAGGUUUUGAAACAAAAGCGUGCAGAGGAAGAUGAAGAAGAACAUGAUAUUUAUAUUCGUGAUGUAUGUGCUUAUGCUGAGGAUUUACUUAUACAAAUUAUUCUUAAAUGGAAUGAUACUUUCCAAGAAGCAUUUAAUAAGGAAUGCAUUUAUGAUGAAUAUACAAAAAUUCUUGAGAAAUACCAGCAAGAAUUAAAUAAUUUCAGUAUUAUAAAAUUAGAGAAUGGUAAUUCCAAAUAA
Funneliformis geosporum is the source of this 2085-nucleotide messenger RNA. NCBI's taxonomy places the organism in Eukaryota, Fungi, Glomeromycota, Glomeromycetes, Glomerales, Glomeraceae. The record is from the annotation of a GenBank genome assembly.